Molecule: messenger RNA, 6020 nt
Organism: Lates calcarifer (barramundi perch)
Lineage: Eukaryota; Metazoa; Chordata; Actinopteri; Centropomidae
Product: bromodomain adjacent to zinc finger domain protein 2B
Exons: 30
Coding region: 190-4824 (1544 amino acids)
Molecular function (GO): protein binding; DNA binding
Source: RefSeq, a predicted model, not a curated record
UUGGUCAGAGGCAGUGAGUCUGAUAUCCACAGCAGCAAGGAGUUAGACUCAGACUCUUUAGGAGAGGACUACGAUGAUGACGAUGACGAUGAAGAUGAUGAAGAUGAUAUCAAUGAUGAAGAUUCUGGAAGCAGUCUGUCAGAGUCAGAGAGCAAUCUGGAGAGCGACUCUGAUGGCUCCGAGGAUGAUAUGAAAGAGCGUGGUGAGACAGAAGCAGAUAGCGAUGCAGAAAGGACUCCUCUAAAACAAGCUAAAGCAAGUCCCCGGAAGUCCCCUUCAAACAUCUCAGCCAACUGCUCCCUGCUUAACCUGCACAUCAUCAAGCCUCCUAGUUUACCUAGUAGUCUACUCACCCCUACCACAAUGACCCACUCAGGGACACUGAGUAACCACAGCACCCCGUCCCCAUCCUUCACAUUUGCCACACUGCCAGGAUCUGGAAAGAGGAGGAGAGUGACAGAUGAAAGAGUUCUACGACUGCCCCUUGAGUUUGGGUGGCAGAGAGAGACCCGGAUCAGGACUGUAGCAGGUCGUCUACAAGGGGAGGUGGCUUACUUUGCUCCAUGUGGGAAGAAGCUGCGUCAGUAUCCUGAUGUAAUGAAGUACUUACUCCGGAAUGGAAUAACUGAAAUCUCACGGGAUAACUUCAGCUUUAGUACAAAAAUUAAAGUUGGUGACUUCUACGAAGCCAGAGAAGGACCAGAGGGUUUGCAGUGGUUCUUGCUGGCUGAGGAAGAGAUUGCUCCCAGUAUCAUAGCAAUGGAUGGGAGGCGCAGCCGCGGCUCAAAAUCUGAGCACCAGCCGACAGGUGAUGGCACCGGGGCCAGACAGUGGAAGGCUCAUCCUCUAAAUGCUGGUGAAAAUAACCUCCAAGAUGUCAGUAAUGCCAAGUUGCUACGUAAACUGGAGGCUCAAGAAAUAGCUCGACAGGCAGCUCAGAUCAAAUUGAUGAGAAAACUGGAGAAGCAGGCCAUGGCGCAAGCAGCCAAGGAGGCAAGGAGGCAACAAGCAAUAAUGGCCGCUGAGGAGAGGCGGAAAAAGAGAGAGCAGAUGAAGAUUCUUAAACAGCAAGAGAAGAUCAAGCGCAUUCAGCAAAUUCGUAUGGAGAAAGAACUCCGUGCACAGCAAAUUCUCGAGGCUAAAAGAAAGAAGAAACAAGAUGCAGCCAAUGCCAGAAUAUUGGAGGCUGAGAAACGAAACAAGGAGAAGGAGAUGCGAAGACUGCAAGCUGUCAUACUGAAGCACCAGGAGUUGGAGAGGCAUAGACUAGAUAUGGUAUGGGAGAGAGAAAGACGCAGGCAGCACAUGAUGCUCAUGAAGGCUGUGGAGACCCGUAAGAAGGCAGAGGAGAAAGAGCGUCGGAAGAAAGAGAAGAAGGAUGAGAAACGGUUAAACAAGGAGAGGAAACUGGAGCUCAGAAGACUGGAACUGGAAAAAGCGAAGGAGCUGAAGAAGCCAAAUGAAGACAUGUGUUUAGCAGAUCACAAGCGGCUUCCAGAGUUGUCACGUAUCCCUGGUUUGGUCUUACCUGGAAACACCUUCUCUGACUGCCUGAUGGUGCUGCAGUUUCUACGCAGCUUCGGAAAGGUCCUGGGAUUAGACAUGAAUUUAAACAUCCUCAGCCUAAGUGACCUUCAAGAGGGGUUACUCAACGUCGGGGACAGCAUGGGCAAGGUGCAGGACCUGCUGGUGAACAUGCUCUCUGCAGCUGUGUGUGAUCCGGGUAUACCUGCAGGUCACAAGAGCAAAACCAGCUUGGGGGAUCACUUGACUAAUGUGGAGAUCAACCGGGACAAUGUGUCUGAGAUCCUGCAGAUCUACAUGGAGGGCCACUGUGAGCAGACAGAGCUGGCUGCUCUGGCCCUCAGCCUCAGGACUAAGGCUUUUCAGGCACACAGUCCAUCUCAGAAAGCCUCCAUUCUAGCUUUCCUGGUUAAUGAGCUCUGCUGCAGUAAAGCUGUGAUCAGUGAAAUCGACAAAAACAUAGAUCACAUGACCAACCUGAGGAAGGAUAAGUGGGUUGUUGAGGGAAAGCUUCGCAAACUGAGGAGCAUCCACGCCAAGAGGACGGGGAAGAGAGACAGCAGUGUGGUAGGAGAGGACAGCCACACCUUUGCCAUCCCCACUGCCAGAAGCAAAUGCAAGAGAAAAGACGGGGACAGUGAGGAAGAGGAGGACGAGGAUGAUGACAGUGAGGACCAAGGAGAUGACGAUGACGAGGAGGAGGAAGAAUCAGGGGGAAAGAAAGGCAAGAAAGCAGAGAUAUGUGAAGAGGAGGACGACAGUGUACAUUCAGCCAGCAUUGAGGAGCUGGAGAGACAGAUUGAGAAAACAUAUAAGCAACAGAGUCAGAUCAGACAGAAGCUGUUUGACUCAUCUCACUCACUGCGCUCCAUGAUGAUUGGACAGGACCGCUACAGGAGGCGUUACUGGGUCCUCCCACACUGUGGUGGCCUCUUUGUUGAAGGCAUGGAAAAUGGCGAAGGUUAUGAAGAGGUGGAGAAAGAGAAGGAAAGACAGGAGACUGCUCAGGUGAUAAUGGUGAAGGAGGAGCAGCUGGAAGAGACAAAGAAGCCAGUGAUAACCAGCAUGGACAGCGAUACAGCCACUCCAGAGAGUCAGCAGGACAGUCUCAAUCUCUUCCUCCAGAAACCUGGCUCCCUAUCUAAGCUCAGCAAACUCCUUGAAGUUGCCAAAAUGGCUCGAGAUUCAGACAUCAAUUCACACCACAGUCAUUCUGCUAAAAUCCCUACCGCUGCAUCUUAUCCUUCACAUCCCACUUCUCAGACAGGAAUGUCCCACAGCACCCUGCCUGUAACCCCUCAGCAGGGACUCACAGAUAAAACUGGUACUUCAGUGCCAUCUCUGCUCAGUGCCCCCCAGCUCAAAAGCAGUCCCUGGAUAACCUGCAGCCCUCAGACUGUCCUUCAUGACGACCAACUCUCCAAAAUACUGACGGAAAAGAGCAACCAAUGGUUUAGCCUUUUACCACGCUCUCCUUGCGACGAGUCCUCUGUCACCUCUGGCUCUAGUCCUCCAGCCUCUUACUCUUCUCCACAGACCAUAAGCACCAAAUCCCCCUCCUCCCUCUCCCCGAAUCUCCUAGCUGCAACCAGCCACAGCACUCCUGCUGGGAUCAAUAACAUACAAUCGCCUGUCCUUCAGCAAGUAAAGUCUGGCAUUCAUCAGAGCAGACUGACACUGUGUGACGUGUCCAGUGCAGCGACAAGUCCCAGCCUGCCCUUCCCUGGCACUGCUCUACCCCCCGUGCCGGAUCUGGCCUCCCAGCAUGCAGAGGGUAGUGGGAACAGGGUCUUCUUCCUGGUGAAUAACAACUCUGUCAACAAGAGUGAGACCGUAGAGGCCCUGAGUGACAAGCCCCCUAAUGCCUCUUUCCCUGCUGUGGAGGUGGCCAAGACCCAGGAUUACCCAAGAACUCAGCCUAUCCCAGAGGAGAUGCUGCAUGGUUGGUGGCGAGUGUCAGACAUGCAGGAACUGCACAGUCUGGUUAAGGCCCUCCAUAACCGAGGCAUCAGAGAGCGGGUCUUGCAGAAACAGUUCCAAAAACAUAUGGAGUAUAUGAGCCAGCUCUGUAACAGCAAAGAUGUGAUUGAUGUGGCAGAGCUGGAGAAGCAGGAGGUGAGUGAGAAGACAGUGGAGAGUUGGUGCGUUGAGGAGCAGGCCAUGGAGGUGGACAUCGGCCUGCUGCAGAAGGUGGAGGAUCUCGAGAGGAAAGUUGUCUGUGCCAGCCUGCAGAUAAAGGGUUGGAUGCACCCUGAGCCCCAGUCAGAGAGGGAGGAUCUGGUCUAUCAUGAGCACAAGCUCCUCUCUUCGCCAGCUCCAGAGAACAAGGGUCAGAGAGAAACCAGCCCGGAGGAAGCUGGGGCUAUGGUGCGACGGCCAAACAAUCCUCUUGAUAUAGCUGUAAUGCGGCUAGAUGAGCUGGAGAGGAACAUCGAAAGAAGUGAGGAGGAGGUGGCUCCUGGGAUGAGGUUGUGGCGUAAAGCCCUCUGUGAAGUCCGCAGCUCAGCUCAGCUGUCACUCUGCAUUCAGCAGCUGCAGAAAUCCAUCGCCUGGGAACGGUCCAUCAUGAAAGUGCACUGCCUCCUCUGUCAAAAGGGGGAUAAUGAAGAACUGCUCUUACUUUGUGAUGGCUGUGACAAAGGCUGCCACACAUACUGCCAUAAACCCAAGAUCACCACAGUACCUGACGGUGACUGGUUUUGUCCCACUUGUGUUGCAAAGGAAAGUGGUCAAUCCCCCUGGAGUAGGAAGCAACAGAGCCGAACAGCUGGAGGAGGGAAGAAAGGCAGUGAGGUAAAACGAAAUAGUAAGCCAUCUGUGGCAGGAGAGCUCAUCAAAGAGGAAGCUGCCAGCAGCAACAGCGUGCCAAAAAAAGGUACCAAGGAGCUCAAGAAGAGGAAAGGAGACGACAGCCCGCCCAGCUCCCAGGCCAAGCACGACAGCCCCGUCUCCUGUGCAAAAAAAGCCAAAAUGCCUAAAGACGACACAAAUGGGCUGGCAGUGUGCCACGUGCUCCUGGCUGAGCUGGAGAGCCAUCAGGAUGCCUGGCCCUUUCUCACGCCCGUCAACCACAAAGCUGUACCCGGAUACAGGAAAGUCAUCAAGAAGCCCAUGGACUUCUCCACCAUCAGAGAAAAACUCGCCACCAACCAGUACUUAAAUUUGGAGACUUUCAUCAUUGACGUGAACCUGGUAUUUGAUAACUGUGAAAAAUUCAACGAAGAUGAUUCAGAAAUUGGACGAGCCGGCCACAACAUGAGGAGAUUCUUUGACAAACGAUGGACUGAACUGCUGAAGUAAAAAAAAAAGAAAAAAAAAUUAAAGCGUGCUACUUUCUACAUAUCAGACUUUCUUUUGGUGUCAGAGGCCUUCUUUUCACCUGUGACACUAAAUCAGUAUACACUUAUAAUAACACUAAUGUGCAAUUUGAAAGGACAAACACUCCUGAUUUAUCUGGUGAGACAAAAAAAAAAACACUUAAUGGAUUAGUAUCUUCAAGUGCAAUACUGUUUUCUUUAUCUCAAUGCACUGACUCUUAGACUCAACAUUGUAUUUGGGAAUCAAAGAUUUCACUGUAGAUAGGUAAUUGUCUUUUUUUUUUUAAUCACCAGUACUGCAGCAUAGGUUUGUGUAUACGUGUAUUUAUUUUUCAAGUGUUUAUGGUCAGUCUUUUCUAAGAAAAAGUAGGAAAUGGCACACAGCUUUAACAAAAUUUAAAGAUUGUUUUCUGGACUAUUGAACAAGCCAAUCCAAAAAAAAGGUGUUUACAGCAUUGUGACUAUAAGGUGCCGGCAGUGCUACUGUUCAUCUGCAUUUGUGACUUGUGUACAAUACAAGGAGGUAUCACUGACACAUGUAUAGUGUUAAUUUCUGUCUCCGUUUACAGGUCUUAUUUCUAAAGUGUAUAGCUCUGUACAUACUAAACAGUCUUGUUGAAUAUAUUGUCAAUGCAUAAGGAUGAUUGUAGCAUUUAAUACAGUGUAUGUCUUACACAUUGCCUGUGCUGAAUAUCCACUCAAGCACUGUGGUCUCCUCAGUAUUGUAGUGCCUGACCUCUGACCUCUGAACAGUGUGUGGAGGAGUGCGUUUGUUUUUUUUUUUUUUUUUUUACUAUUUUCAGUGUGUGUACUGUAUGUGUGUCCUGCACAAUAUACUGUAAGAAACCUUUGCAGAAAAUGUAAAAUUCUUGAGAGCUUUUCCUCUGAACAAAAUUGACAUGGUGCACAGUGUGUUUCAUCUCCAAGCAUUUCCUUCAACCAGAGUCUUGUCAGACAUCCUGUGGACAGACGUGAAACCUGCACUGGGCUUUAAUCCAGAUGGGAGUCAGACAGAGUCAUGGUCCACUGGAGGCAUCUCAAGACAGCUGAAGUCAGAAGACUUGAAGUAACUGUAUUUUAUUAUUAAUAUUAUGAAAUGAGUAGCACUUUUUGUAGGAAUAUUAUUUUUAAAUAGUGAAUGUGUGGUACGGAUUAAAAUAAACCUGUUUUUCAAACUAA